This is a messenger RNA of Leptidea sinapis, 686 nucleotides long. RefSeq lists its product as uncharacterized. Bases 22 to 624 code for a protein of 200 amino acids. Lineage: Eukaryota; Metazoa; Arthropoda; Insecta; Lepidoptera; Pieridae. The record is from RefSeq and is a predicted model, not a curated record. The transcript has 2 exons.
AAUUGCACCAAAAUUGAUACAAUGUUCAAUAUACGUUUUUGUAUCGUAUUAAUAAUUAUAAUUAUUUUUUCAUUUCUUGAUAAAAUUGAAAAUGUUCUUUACACUAUCGAGAAUACAAGAGAAAUAUUUAAGCUUUUCAAGGAUAAGUAUAAUAAAGCAUAUAAAAAUGAAAAUGAAGAAAAUAAGCAUUACAAAGCAUUCGUUGAUAAUUUAAAUAAGGUAGAAGCAUUAAAUGAGAAAACAUUGGACAAACACACAUUUUUUAUAAUAAAUCAAUAUGCUGACUUAAACCCUACAGAAAUUGAUGAACGAUUUGCAAUUAAAAUUAUGCCAUAUUAUGAAGUGUCUGAUACAAAAAAUGCAGAAUAUGCUGGAAGACAAAGAAACAUGGAAAUUAAUUCAACUGAACUUUUUGACUUAGAUAAAGCUCCCCAGCUCUAUCAAAAUUUUAUGAAAAAGUAUAACAAGAAGAACGCUACAAAGAAAUUGGACAGACGUAUUCACUAUCUGAGGUUCGUGAAGACACUUGUCGAAAUAAAUAAAAACCAUUUUCAGGGUUCCAAAUCCAAAGAAUUAGACGCAAAUGCUGAUAUAGUCCAAAGUCCAUUUGAAUAUUUCUACUAAAAUUUUAUCAACCUAGCCACGCCUUACUGUGAUUUAUCAAUAUAAUAAUAUAUAAUUAAUAA